Messenger RNA from Thermothielavioides terrestris NRRL 8126, 2312 nucleotides. RefSeq lists its product as uncharacterized. The coding region runs from base 374 to 2149 and encodes 591 amino acids. The transcript has a single exon. The record is from RefSeq and is a predicted model, not a curated record. NCBI's taxonomy places the organism in Eukaryota, Fungi, Ascomycota, Sordariomycetes, Sordariales, Chaetomiaceae.
ACUGAAUUCACCGAGUCUUUCCUUCCACUCCGCCUCGUUGGUUUCGAUCGCUUCGUCGCUCCCUCGGGCCCCACUGUCUCUACGACGCAUCGUCAAUAUCUUCGAGCAUUUUGCGCAACCGAUUGUUCUUUCGCGUCGCCGGUUAUUUCAGCUUUCGUCAUUGGAAAACAACAUUAUCGCAUCAUCGCUUUCGGUCUCUGAGAGAGACGUUAUAGAGUCCGUCGUCGUCGGAAGCCAGGCGUUUGAGGACGCUUUCGCCGCGACAGUUUGCAUCAGUACUUUCUAAUUUUCAGGCAUAGCCAAUUUCGCCUGUUUUCCCUUGCAGGGCCUGCCGCAUUUCGUUUGAGGACCGUUGAGCGCCGAUCCCAUCGCCAUGGACGCUGCCAGUCUCGCCCGGAUGUCUCAUACUCCUCCGUUCAACCAAGCCCACGGCCUGACUAUGGGCUCUGGCCUAGCCUCGCGCCGGGGCGGCCAGAACAUCAAGCCGCUUUCGUUCGAAGCGCUUAAGUCCCCGACCGAGCGGGACAAUGGGCUCCCGACUCCUCGCACCAGCCGGUCUCAUUUACUGGCCGGGUUGCGCACGGCUCCCAAGUCCGCGACUGCGACGAGCUUCCCAAACCUCCCAUCCCCGACGACGGUCGCGCCGCAGGCUCGGAACCGCAACUCGAUGGCGCCCGGCAUGUACGAAAACGCCAGCGUGUACAACGGACCUAAGACGUCGAUGCCGCGCUUCGCUGCCCAGCAACAGCCGCAGCAGCAGGCCUACAAUCCGAUGGCGCCGUUCAACCAGCAGUACACGGCCGAACAGAUUCUGGCGCCCCCGCAGCUCGAGUUGGACGAGGCUCCGGAGGGCAUGGACCCUAACCUGCACGCCCGGCUUGUGUACACCAAUGCCUACCUGUCGGAGCAGCAGCAGCGGCUGCAACAGCAGCUGAGAGCGCUCCAGGCUGCUGCGAAGCAGUUCCAGGGACUGACCCUCCGCGGCCAACCCCAGAUGAUGGCCCAGGCUUAUCCGGCCGUGUACCAGCAGCAGCUGCAGAAUGUCCAGGCCAUGAUGACCCCGGCCACGCCCCAGCCGAGCAUCUACACGGUCUACGAUCCGGUCACGGGCCAGCCCACCCUGUACAUGGACCAGAGUCAUGCCCAGGCUCAGGCUCAGGCGCAAGCUCAGGCACAAGCUCAGGCACAGGCGCAGGCCCAGCUCAGCGCCCAGCUCAGCGCCCAGCUUCACGCGCAGCUCAAUGCCCAGCUCGUCAACCAGGCCCAGCUGGCCAACGCGUAUGCGAACGCGCAUCAAGCCACCGUCGGCACUCCCAGUCUGCAGGUUUCCCCUCCGCCUUCGGAUGCUCACAAGACAGGAUUCCGGAUCCCAUCGCCGCCGCGUCAGGUCGACUCUCCCGGAGAGAGCACCAGCCCUCUGCCGCCGCCGUCCGCCAACGCAUUCCGCAGGAGCCACAAGAAGACUCCGUCGCUGUCCAGCGGCAACAAGGCCCAGCUCUCGAUUGCGACGAAUGAGGAGCCGCCCAGGUCUGCGGGACCCAAAACUGCUUCGUUUCCGCUCACGCCUGUGACUGCCGGCUAUGGACCUGGUCAAGGCCGAGCUGGCGAGCACCCCGUUCGCCAGCCUCGCAAUCCUCCGUCGCUGGACGAGCUCCUGUCCAAGCCGACAGCCAAGCACGAGGGCAGCAAGAACUUCGUUGCUCGCACCCGGCGCUCGGCCAUCAACAACCUGGUCCGGGCGGGCCUCGAGAGACGCAAGGAGGCGCGGAGCUCUGGAAGCAUCAGCCCCAAUUCCGAGAGCACCGAGGAACUGGUCGAGACGCCUAUGACGGAUAAUGAUAGCGAUUCUGGCCGGAGCGGCUCUGGCAGCCUGAUUGACCGCGAUGAUGCCGAGUGCAGCCUGCCUAGCUCGAGGACCAGCACGGGCAGCUGGGGCGCCAUCGGAUCUGACCGCCCGGGCUCCCGUCAGAAGGCCGAUCGUAACAGCGUUGACAGCGCACCCUCGGAUUCUGAGAGCGCACGGGAGCCGGGCAGUUUCGCCAGCCUGCUCAAGAACAGCAACUCGGGCGCCAAGAAUGAGGGCGAAGUUCAGCGGAAGGCGCCCAGGCUCGUUCUCACUAGCGCCGAGAAGCGCAAGCUGGCUGUCUAGGCAUCGAUGAGAAUCUGGGGCGGUGGGCGCGGGUGACGUUUCUCUUACGCUAAUUCACGAUUAUGCCCAUGUUUCUUGCUUCGACGUCGCGAUGGAGGUGCUUUUCCCCAGCGCUGGGUUGCAGUGCUUCCUCCGAGGCUGGGAAUGGACCUCCGGCGCGGCA